GCUGGGUGGCAACAUAUGUUGCUGCCAACGCCAUUAAGGCCUUACUAGGAGGAACAGUUGGCUUAACAGUUCCAUGUUGGUGGACUUUAAUUAAAGUCUGCUGGACUCUGGAAGCCACACAAACGCAAAGCAGAAUUGAGAAAUUGUAAGCUUGAAAUAUUGGGCAGGAGAGAUUCUCUGGGAUAAAAAGCUCUUCAAGUUUCUCUCAUCCAUUUAUCCAUUUUUGAACGUUUCAAAAUUGUCCACAACGAUGGGUUACUGGAAAUCCAAGGUUCUUCCAAAGAUCAAGAAAAUUUUUGAGAAAAACGGUACUAAAAAGACUGCUGCUGCUGCUGAAGCCUGCAAGUCCUUCGAUGAUUCUAAGGAAGAGAUCAAUAAGGACUUUGAAGCCAAGAAAGACGAGCUCCAGCCUAAAGUCAUUGAAAUCUAUGAAGCUUCCUCAACUGAAAUCAAGACUUUGGUUAAAGAACCUAAGGAGGCAGGACUUAAGAACUCCACUGCAGUUCAGAAGUUCCUUGACGAACUCGUCAAAAUCGAAUUUCCGGGAUCAAAAGCAGUAUGUGAAGCAUCUUCAAAGUAUGGACCAGGGUUGGUUUCAGGGCCAGUUCUCUUCUUAUUUGAGAAGGUGUCGACUUUUAUAGUGACAGAAGAGAACGAAGAGGAGUUGCCGCCGCCGACCACCAACACAACUGGUGAAGAAGAAGCAAGCGGGAAGGAAAAGGAGAUAGUGAUUGAAGAAGAGAAGAAAGAAGAGGUAGCGGUGAUGGUUGAAGAACGCGAAGCGACAGAGGCAGUAGCGGCUGCAGCUGAGCCAGCAAAGCCAUGACUCCAAGCGGAUCAACUGAACCCUGUGAAAAGAGCUAGCUCAUUUUACAAAAAAUAAUAAUUUUUUUUUUAAAAAAAAGGACAAUCAAAAAGAUGAUUUGUUAUUCUUUAUUCUCUUUGCUUUCUUCGUAAAUUUUCUUAUGAUCUGUUUCUCUUAUUUGAUUGGGCCUAUGUGUAUUUGUUUCUGUGAGGAUUCGUUAUAAUGUUAAAGUGAUGGGAACUCGCAUCUCCUCUCCUUCCUUCA
Messenger RNA from Vitis riparia (riverbank grape), 1069 nucleotides. RefSeq names its product plasma membrane-associated cation-binding protein 1. Lineage: Eukaryota; Viridiplantae; Streptophyta; Magnoliopsida; Vitales; Vitaceae. The transcript has 5 exons. Gene Ontology annotation, cellular component: plasma membrane. The record is from RefSeq and is a predicted model, not a curated record. The coding region runs from base 251 to 826 and encodes 191 amino acids.